UUCAAGCGUGCAAAGUGCUCCAACUCUACGAGAGAGAGUCAGUAAUGUUGCUGAUGUUGCAUUUACGUGAAAAUAAAUAUACAAAUUUCGCAACGGUUGACGGUAAACCAUGAUCCAUCAUCGAUUGUUCGUCAUUACGAAUUAAUAUUAUUCAAAUACGAUUGAUACUUUUCUCAGUGGGCAAUUCAUCCUUCAAAGCACGUAUCAUCAGACAUGAGGUUCAUAUGCAUCUGCAGGCACAACGGUGAACAACAGUUCCACAGGAAUAGCAAUUUUGUCUAAGCCUAACAAAUAACAUUACUUAACGCAACAAAGCAUAGAAGUAAAGAUAAAUAAGACUAUAAAAAAAGAGAUGUGAAAAUCGAGCGAUGAUGCCAGAUGAUACGUUGAGUCACUAUCUCGCUAAAGAGUGAGACACGUGCGGCGUCCUGUGAUAUUCCUAAGCAGAAUAUCAGCAGAUAUAAUGAUUUGCAUCUGUGUCACAAUUGAAACGUGCUGCAACAGGAAGCACCAAAUUGUGUGUUCAAUUUCCUUGCUAUUAUAACGUAUGAUUGGUCAAAUGCCAAUGAUCAUGGCAGAGAAGAAAGGCGAGAGGUAUCCAUUACAUAGAUGCAUAUUUCAAGGUGAUGUUAAGAUGCUGAGUUCGUUGCUUGAGACCCAUGAUGUUGCCGAGAAAGAUAAACAAGGGAACACACCUUUGCAUUUAGCUGUAAUGUUAGGACGAAAAGAAUGUGUUCAAUUAUUGCUUAAAUAUGAUACACCUAUAAAAGUGAAGAAUCUAGCUGGUUGGAGUGCAUUGGCUGAAGCAAUCAGUUACGGAGAUAGACAAACUAUAUCAUCUUUAGUACGCAAGCUGAAGGAACGAACUAAAGAGGAUAUGGAAGACCGGACACCGGAUAUAGUUAGUGCACUGCAUCAAAUAGGUGAUUUUUAUAUGGAAUUAAAAUGGGACUUUCAGAGCUGGUUACCAUUAGUCUCGAGGGUGUUGCCAUCAGAUAUAUGUAAAAUACAUAAAAGUGGAGCUUCUAUUAGGAUGGACACGACUCUUGUAGACUUUAAUGAUAUGAGAUGGGAAAGAGGUGACAUAUCUUUCAUCUUCAAUGGCGAUCAAAAGCCCAACGAAUCAUUAACUAUCCUCGACAAUACAGCUAAAAUUUUCCAAAGAGUGAGCUACGAGGAGACAGAAAUUGAUAUAGAAGAUGAAGUUGAUAUUCUUAUGUCUAGUGAUAUUAUGGCAGCCCAAAUAUCUACCAAAGGUGUUACAUUCUCUAGAGCACAAACAGGAUGGAUUUUUAGGGAAGAUAAGACGGAAAUGGUGGGUCCUUUCCAUGCCGAUUUUUACCAAAUUAAUGGCAUGGUGUUUGAAAGUAGAAAACGUCGUGAACAUUUAAGUGCGGAAGACCUCCAAAAAAAUAAGGCCAUUUUGGAGUCACUUACUAAGGGCAAUUCUCAAACGCUUACAGAUGACGACGAGCCUCCUACGAGAAGAGCGUCGUUGAACCCACCACCAGAAUCGAACAUAACAUGGGAGGAAUAUAUCACUGCUCCUCCUGGGAAGUGUCCACUUCUAGGUAGAAACCUUGUGUAUAAAGAAAGUAGUAAAUCAUUCAAAGCUACCGUGGCGAUGAGUUUGGACUUCCCUCUCACUGUCGAUAUGUUACUCAAUGUUUUGGAAGUGAUCGCGCCGUUUAAGCAUCUGAACAAAUUACGGCAAUUUGUGCUCAUGAAGUUGCCUCCUGGGUUUCCGGUUAAGAUCGACAUACCGAUAUUACCUACAGUCACUGCUAAAAUAACUUUUCAAGAGUUCGCCUUUCGCAAUGACAUAGAUCCGGAACUGUUCAAGAUACCAGAAGAUUACGAGGAAGACCCAAUGAGUGAUUAUGAUUUCCAGACUUAUGACGCUUCGACAUCUUAAUACUAAUCAACGUCCAGCCUAGUUGGGGUCUUUUUCCUUUUGUGCUAGAAGACAAUCUGGCUUUCGAGAUUUGGGCCAGUCUGGAAAGCAUCUACUGAAGCCAUUGUGUGUUGUUCAUCGAGUAAACUAAUACUCAUAACUUAAUUACACGUAACUGCGAAUAGUGUCGAAUAUUUACGAGACGUUCUAUAGAGAAACAUAACUACGAACAGGAAGCAAAUCUACACACAGUGGAAUUACUUAAACUUGCACACGACACUACUAUUUAGUAUCUAAACGCGUAACUAUAUGUUUUUUUCUUCAGGUAGACUAACGUUUGUAUGAAAAAAAAUAGUCAUAUGUCGUGUUGUACCUACAAAAUACGCUACGUAUGAUCAAUGUUGCUGAGGCGAUAUGUUACGUAUCAAUCAGUUGAGAAGAAUGAUCAAAAUUUACGUUUCAACAAUAUUGAUACAACUUUAUAACUUUUGAUAACUUUUAAAUGACAAUUAAUUACUUCAGCAUAUUUUCAAAUUCGAAUUAGUAAGUAUAUUAAAACAGAUACCGUUGUAUUGUCUCUAGCAACAUUACGCACGAUGAGCGACAUAUCUAAUUUUUCAAAAAAUCGCGAUUAAAAUUUUCACUUCCCACGUGAAUUAAAGAUAUCUCAAAAAUCUUAAAUCUCCAAGUUCGUCGCUGCAGCCUCGUUAGAUUAAUAAUGCGGCAAAGACAUAAGUGAUUAUUCGUAAUGUGAUUUAUUGUCACAGUAUACAUUGAGAUGAAUAAACUUUUGUUACUAAUAACGACAAAGCGAAUUUAUUUCAACAUGUAACAGAGGGAGAGUUUUGUAUAAUUUCUCGCUGAUUACAUCUAAUAUGACUGCAGUGGCGAAUUAGAGAGCUUUAAUAAAUAAACAAAUUAAAUCGGGUAACAAGUUAACGCUGUAUUAAUAUUCUGCACUUUUCGCACAAAUUAUCUAUCAAUUCCAAAUUCAGUAAAGAUGAUAAUUCACGUUUAUUUCUUUACUAAUCACACGAACAAUAUGUGUUUUUACUAUUGGAAUUUUGACAAUAGCGUAGCAUUCAAUUGGCCAUGUGAAGGAAUAUUAGACUAGGAUGUACUCUUCAGUAUUACCAAUUUACACUUUUGUGUAGCUCGUAA
This is a messenger RNA of Harpegnathos saltator (Jerdon's jumping ant), 3055 nucleotides long. RefSeq names its product ankyrin repeat domain-containing protein 13C. NCBI's taxonomy places the organism in Eukaryota, Metazoa, Arthropoda, Insecta, Hymenoptera, Formicidae. Gene Ontology annotation, biological process: protein retention in ER lumen. The coding region runs from base 548 to 1915 and encodes 455 amino acids. Gene Ontology annotation, molecular function: signaling receptor binding. The transcript is spliced from 10 exons. Gene Ontology annotation, cellular component: cytoplasm. The record is from RefSeq and is a predicted model, not a curated record.